AUGGCCAUUAGACUUAGCAAAGUUCUAAACAAUUUAGUAUCAGAGGUCCAAAGUGGUUUUAUGCAAGGGAGACAAAUAUCAGAUGGUAUACUAUUGGUGAGUGAGAUUAUUGGAAGCAUGAAGAGGAAAAAAUGCGCCGGGGUGAUCUUAAAACUUGAUUUUGAGAAGGCCUUCGAUUCGGUUAACUGGGGUUUCCUCCUUCAUCUUUUACAGAAGCUGAAUUUUCAUGAGAAAUGGAUUAAAUGGCUCGAAAGUAUCCUAAAAUCGUCACGGAUCUCAGUUUUAGUCAAUGGUUCUCCUACGAAGGAGUUCACUCCUGAAAGAGGUCUGCGCCAAGGCGACCCUCUUUCCCCUCUGCUAUUCAAUCUAGUUGGAGAAGUUCUUCACUGUAUGCUAGUAAAGGCAGAAGAGGUGGGUAUUUUUCAGGGUAUAAAGUUUGGUGGAAGUGGGGAGCAGAUUUCACAUCUUCAAUACGCUGAUGAUACUGUUAUCUUCAUAAAUGACAGCCUAGAUGACAUUAGAGGAGUGAAAAGGGUUCUGCAGGGGUUUGAGAUUCUUUCUGGUUUAAAGAUAAAUUUUGCUAAGAGCAAGUUGUAUGGUUUCAACAGUAAUAAAGAUGAAAUUAAGGAGUGGGCUAAGGAUGUUGGUUGCCUUCCUGGAGAUGAUUCAUUUCAAUAUUUGGGCCUAGAGCUUGCAAGACCUCCUAACAGAAUUCAGUUUUGGGACCCGCUUUUGACAAAGAUUAGGAAGAAAUUGGCUGGAUGGAAGGGAAGAUCAAUUUCGAUAGCAGGGAGAGUUACUUUGCUCCAGGCGGCACUUGACAGUGUCCCAAUGUAUUGGUUUAAUAUGUUUCUUAUGCCUGUUACGGUUGAGAAUUCUUUAGAGAAAAUUCGUAGGAACUUCUUCUGGGGAUUUAAAGAGGUUGAAGGUAGGGAACAGAGUAAAAUGCAUCUUCUGGCUUGGAAUAAAAUUUGCAGGCCAAAAUGUGCGGGAGGAGUAGGGAUUGCGAAAAUUAGGGAAAGGAAUGUAGCUAUGCUGUGCAAGUGGUGGUGGAGAUGCAUUAGAGAAAGGGAAAGAUAUUGGAAUAAACUCAUGCAAAGUAAGUAUGGAAGUGUAUUCAUCAGUAAUCCAUGGAGCAUCAAGUUGGACAAUUCUUCAAGCUUUACGCUGUCUGAUCUUCAAAAGGUUAAACAACGGGGAUGGGAUCGGAACAAGUUAGAAAAUGGCUUUGUUUGGAAAGUUAAUAAUGGGAAAAGUAUAAGAUUUUGGGAAGAUAUAUGGUAUGGAGACAGGCCAUUCAACAAGGUCUACUCCAGAUUAUACUCUAUAUCAGGUAUGAAAACAGCAUCAGUCCGCCUUAUGUGGGAGGUUUGGCAAGGUAAUGGUGGGCUGCCGCACACAAUUUGGAACCGUCAGCUGAGAGCGUGGGAGUUAGAACAGGUUGGCAUAUUGAAUCAAGUUCUUUCUUCAGUCCAUCCUAGGGAGUGCAGUGAUGUUUUGUAUUGGAGUUGGUCAGGCAAAUGUUACUCGACCAAAGAUUGUUAUAUGGCGCUUAAUGGUAAUGCUCUGAUAAACUCUCCCUGCUGGUCGUUUUGGAAGUUAAAAAUCCCUCCAAGAAUUCAUUUCUUCGUUUGGAAAGUGAUGAACCAAGUUCUUCCAACCAAAGAACUCCUAGCAAAUAGACUGCAAGGCAUGAAUUUUUCCCCGAAUUGCGGCUGGUGUCUUGCUGCAAAUGAGUCGUUAAUGCACUUAUUCCAGCACUGUGAAAUUGCCAGGUGGUGUUGGGAUGAUGUUAGUAAAGUAUGGAGCUUCAGUUGGCCUUCGAACCCCCAUGAAGUUUUUUCUGUGCUAUCUCUUUUUAACGUUGUUACAGAUGCCGAUCUUAAAGAAGCAUGGAAGGUGGUAGUUGUGGCUACUUUAUGGACCAUAUGGCUGUUCCGUAAUGAGUUGGUUUUUAAUGAUAAUCGAUCGUCGCAUAAAGGAGUGUUGAAAACGCUGAGAGCUAGAAUUUUCAAGUGGCUGGAAGCUAGCAACCUGGUUAGCAGGGACGUUGAAAAUCUACUGUUCAUAAACCCUAGAGGAGCUUUGAAAGAACACAGAUGGUUCCAGUUUAAUUCUUUCUGGGAUAGUUUAUUCGCUAAGUACGAUUGGGUUGUUGCAACUGAUGGAGCUGUGACAAAAGCUUCACCUUCUUUAGCUAAGGCAGGUAUUGGGGGAGUGAUUAAGUCCAAGGAAGGCCUAUUAUAUGUAUUCUCGGGGCCUUCCCUUGCAAGCUACGCAGCGGAAGCAGAAAAGGAAGCCUGCAUGUUCAUUAUGUCUAAACUGGUGGGAAAGUUUGAAACUGGAUUAAAAGUGGUCAUAUGCAUGGAUUCAGUAGAGUUGUUUAACAAUUUGGACCACAUAAAGCAUGCAAAUGGCUCAUUUUAUCAAGAGUUGGUCCCUGUGGAAAUCAUGCAGGUAAUAAUGCAAGCAGAUUUCCGGGUCAUAAAUAGAAAAUUUAACAUUGAGGCUGAUGGGCUAGCAAAAGAGGGCCUCUCUAGAGACCGUCUUGUUGAAGGAUGGACUUAA
Daucus carota subsp. sativus is the source of this 2568-nucleotide messenger RNA. RefSeq lists its product as uncharacterized. The transcript has a single exon. The coding region runs from base 1 to 2568 and encodes 855 amino acids. NCBI's taxonomy places the organism in Eukaryota, Viridiplantae, Streptophyta, Magnoliopsida, Apiales, Apiaceae. Gene Ontology annotation, molecular function: nucleic acid binding. The record is from RefSeq and is a predicted model, not a curated record.